This is a messenger RNA of Uncinocarpus reesii 1704, 867 nucleotides long. RefSeq lists its product as uncharacterized. The transcript has 2 exons. NCBI's taxonomy places the organism in Eukaryota, Fungi, Ascomycota, Eurotiomycetes, Onygenales, Onygenaceae. The record is from RefSeq and is a predicted model, not a curated record. The coding region runs from base 1 to 867 and encodes 288 amino acids.
AUGCUCAGCUCCCUCAAAUCGGCAUUGCAUUACCUGAGUCUCUAUGGGGUUUUCAAGGAAUAUUCGCGACGCCGGACGGGCACCAAGGGACGGAAACUGAGGCAUCCCUUGACCCUUCCACUGCCAGACAACAGGCCACUGCCUGUCCAUCGGCGGAAAAAGUCCCAGCACCAACGGCGGCAAGACUAUCAGCCACAGACUGAGUCGGUUUUCUUUAGAUUGCCGCUGGAAUUACGCAGGCAGAUAUACUCCUAUGCCUUUGGCGGAAGGGCUGUAAAAAGACCUUCCGUGGUGAGGCAGAUCGACUGGCACGGGGGAGGACAUCAACACAAUCACGGUUACCAUCACCAGCAGCAGCACCAUGUCCCGCAGCGAAUACGGUGGGCGGAUAUUGUUCCAAUCGCAUUGCUCCAGACGUGUCGCCAAAUCUACACAGAGGCCAUCGAAGUGUUUUAUGCAGAGGCUACAUUCAAGGCGUUCACUCCGGUAGGCGUGGACAAGAUGUUUGUGGGCACCCCAAGCCAACGCAUGGAUUCGGUUCGUUCUAUCUGGAUCGACAUCCGUUUCGCAAUCACUUGCUCCCUCCAAUGUGAUGGCCUCGAAGAAGUCUUCAACGAAGAUACGUGGGCGGUGGCCGUGCGGUCAUUCUCGAGGCUCCCUCGUCUUCGCGAUAUCCGGAUCUCCUUUCUCAAGGACGUGCUGACAGGGGGUGAUUACUGCGCAUACCUGCUGGAGCGAUACGUGCUGCCAUCGAUGGCAGUGAUGACAAACAUUCCCAAGUUCGAGCUGAUUGUGAAUUUCGAAGUAACGAGCCCUGAGAACGCACCGUUUCGCAUCCAGCGAAUCCGAACACCUAUAUUGCGCUGA